Salvia splendens (bonfire salvia) is the source of this 651-nucleotide messenger RNA. RefSeq names its product putative germin-like protein 2-1. Bases 1 to 651 code for a protein of 216 amino acids. Gene Ontology annotation, molecular function: manganese ion binding. NCBI's taxonomy places the organism in Eukaryota, Viridiplantae, Streptophyta, Magnoliopsida, Lamiales, Lamiaceae. The record is from RefSeq and is a predicted model, not a curated record. The transcript has 3 exons.
AUGGCGAUGGAGAGUAUCAUAUCCUCCACCGUGGCUCUCAGUUUCUGUUGCAUGGCAUUUGCCUUCGAGCCUAGCCCGUUGCAAGAUUUCUGUGUUGCAGAUGCCUCUACCUCAGCAAGAGUGAAUGGUGUGGCAUGCAAAACCCCUGCAUCGGUCCAAGCUAGUGACUUCUUGUUCAAUGGGCUCCACAUGCCGGCCGACACAAAGAACCCCUUUGGUGCCACGGUCACCCCAGUAACCGUGACCCAACUGCCUGGGCUCAACACCCUAGGCAUUGCACUGGCCCGGAUCGAUUAUGCUCCCAAGGGGGUCAUCGUCCCCCACUACCACCCCAGGGCCUCUGAGAUCAUCACGGUCCUCGAGGGUUCUUUGGAAGUCGGGUUUGUGACCUCAAACCCUGAAAAUAGGCACAUCACGAAGACCCUCCACAAGGGUGAUGUGUUUGUAUUCCCAAUUGGUCUAUUGCAUUACCAGAGGAAUGUCGGGGAUGGAUAUGCAGUUUCUAUUUCUGGAUUGAGCAGCCAAAAUCCUGGUGUUAUAACUGCCACAAAUGCUAUUUUUGGAUCCAAACCAGAUAUCACAAGUGAUAUUCUUGCUAAGUCUUUUCAGAUCGAUCAGAGCAUUGUGGAAAAUCUCCAAGGGAAGUUCUAG